This is a messenger RNA of Esox lucius (northern pike), 3479 nucleotides long. RefSeq names its product NLR family CARD domain-containing protein 3-like. NCBI's taxonomy places the organism in Eukaryota, Metazoa, Chordata, Actinopteri, Esociformes, Esocidae. The record is from RefSeq and is a predicted model, not a curated record. The transcript has 6 exons. Gene Ontology annotation, molecular function: protein binding. The coding region runs from base 70 to 2502 and encodes 810 amino acids.
GGAACACACAGCAACACACAGAGCAGGUGAACAGGGAAACUACAUACUUCAUGUAUCUGGGGAUCUGGAAUGGCUACUGCUGCUCGAGAGCUGCUGCUGGCUACUCUGCAAAAGCUGGGCAAAAAAGAGUUGAAGACAUUUCAAUGGUACCUGCAGCAUGCUGAUGAGAUGAUCCUUCAGAAAGACUUUUGCAGCAUCCCUAAGAGCAAGUUAGAGGAUGCUGACAGAGAAGUCACAGUGGAUAUGAUGGUGCAGACCUACACCCAUGGCAAUGCUAUGAAGAACUCAAUGGCGGUCUUGAAAAAGAUGAACCGGAACGAUCUUGCUGAGAGAUUAAUGGAGAACUGCAAUACAGAUGACUGUGCUGUGGUGUGCCAAACUGAAAUUAAAAAGCUCAAAGAGAAGCUGAAGAAUAUGUCUGAAAAAAUAUCUGAGGGUAUAGAUAAACAAGGAAAGACAAAACAUCUGGAUAACAUCUUCACAGAGCUCUACAUCACAGAGGGUGGAAGUGGAGAGGUCAAUAAUGAACAUGAGGUGAGACAGAUUGAGAAAACAACCAGGAAACAAGCAAGACCAGAGACAGCAAUCAAAUGUAAUGACAUCUUCAAACCCACACCUGGACACGACAACCCAAUCAGAACCGUUCUUACAAAGGGUGUGGCUGGAAUUGGAAAAACAGUGUCUGUGCAGAAGUUCAUUCUGGACUGGGUUCAAGGAAAAGCUAAUCAGGACAUCCAGUGUAUAUUUCCAUUUCCAUUCCGAAAUCUGAAUGUGUUAAAGGACAAAUUAAGUUUGUUACAUCUUAUUGAUAAGUGUUUUGAAACUCCAGGAUUCUCCAACUUUGACAAUUGCAAAGUUGUGUUCAUCUUUGAUGGUCUGGAUGAGUGUAGAUUACCCCUAGACUUCUACAACAAUGAGUGUGUGUUUAAUGUCACAGAGUCAACCUCAGUGGAUGUGCUGCUGACAAACCUCAUCAAGGGAAAUCUGCUUCCCUCUGCUCUCCUCUGGAUAACUACCAGACCGGCAGCAGCCAAUCAGAUCCCUUCAGGGUGUGUUGACCUGGUGACAGAGGUGAGAGGGUUCAAAGACCCACAGAAAGAGGAGUACUUCAGGAAGAGAUUCAGUGAUGAGGACCUGGCCAGCAGAAUCAUCUCACACAUAAAGACAUCAAGGAGCCUCCACAUCAUGUGUCACAUACCAGUCUUCUGUUGGAUCGUUGGCACAAUCCUUGAGUACAUCUUGACUACAGAUGAUAAAGUAGAGCUGCCCAAGACCCUAACAGACAUGUACUCACACUUCCUUGUGUUUCAGUCCACACACAGGAAUGUAAAGUAUGAUGGGAAAAAAGGGACUGAUCCACACUGGAAUAAAGAGAUCAUUCUGACACUGGGAAAACUGGCUUUUCAACAGCUACAGAAAGGCAAUCUGAUUUUCUAUGAAGAAGACCUGAAAGAGUGUGGCAUUGAUAUCAAUGAAGCAUCAGUUUACUCAGGAGUCUGUACACAGAUCUUUAAAGAGGAAUGUGAGCUGAACCAGAACAAGGUGUUCUGCUUUGUCCAUCUGAGCAUUCAGGAGUUUCUAGCUGCUGUAUAUGUUUUUUGCUCAUUAAUCAACAACAACAGAAAUAAAAUGUAUGAACAACAAUCAACCAUCAGUAAAGUUUUAAUGUGGUUAAAAAAAAAGUCUCAAGUCAAAUUCUACAAGAUUGCUGUGGAUAAAGCCUUACAGAGUAAGACUGGACACUUGGACCUUUUCCUCCGCUUCCUUCUGGGUCUCUCACUGGAGUCAAAUCAGAAGCAUUUACAAGGUCUACUGACAAAGACCAGAAGCAGCUCACAGACCCACAGAGAAACAGUCAAGUACAUCAAGGAGAAGAUCAGGGAGAGUCCCUCUUCAGAGAGGUGCAUCAAUCUGUUCCACUGUCUGAAUGAACUGAAUGACCAUUCUCUAGUGGAGGAGAUCCAAAGGUACCUGAGUUCAGGACGUCUCUCCAGAGAAGAACUGUCACCUGCACAGUGGUCAGCUCUGGUAUUUGUGUUACUGACUUCAGAAGAGGAGAUUGAUGUGUUUGACCUGAAGAAAUACUCCACAUCAGAGGAAGGUCUUCUGGGGUUGUUGCCAGUGAUCAAAACCUGCAGAACUGCUCUACUGUCAGGUUGUGGAAUCACAAAGAAAGGCUGUGCUUCUCUGGUCUCAGCUCUGAAGUCAAACCCCUCACACCUGAAAGAACUGGAUCUGAGUAACAAUGACCUGAAGGAUACGGGAGUGGAGAAGAUCUCUGUUCUGCUGAAGGAACCACAAUGUAGACUGGAGACUCUGAGACUGUCAGGUUGUAGAAUUACAAAGAAAGGCUGUGCUUCUCUGGUCUCAGCUCUGAAGUCAAACCCCUCACACCUGAAUGAACUGGAUCUGAGUAACAAUCAGCCAACGGAUUCAGGAGUGGAGAAACUCUCUGCUCUGCUGAAAGACCCACAAUGUAGACUGGAGACUCUGAGGGACUAAAAACAGCUGCUGUUGUCAAUGGGUGAACCUCCACCAGCCCUGAGCUCCCAGCAGGACAAAGUCCCCAACCUCCUGCCCAAUGGGAUUUUCUAAGGGUCUGAUAGAUGAAGCCCCACCAGACCUCCUAUCAGACAUUGAGGUGAAACACCCACAACCAGCAGGGCCUCCAUGAAAACACAACAACAGAUUAUUACAUUAUUAUUUUCUCUCCAGUAGGGGUGCUGCUAUGGAUUAUUUUCAUAAUGGAUUAUUCAAUACCUAAAUACGAGAAUAUUUGAAUAAUCGAUAAAGUAAAAACAUGACUCAUGGUCUCUGUGGUGUUUGCUUUUACAUUGAACCAAACUCUAAACAGCAGGUAAAGUCUUGGUCCAGUGUUUCCUGAGCUGAAAUAAAGAUCCCACACAUUUUAAUAUGGGCAUACAGUUUCUGUAUUGCCAAAUAAUGUAAAAUCCAUAUGUUCAGGCCUAAUGAAUCUGUUAAUGGACUGAUUUCCUUUCAUGAACUGUAUCACAAUCACAUUUUGCAAACAGUUGCAUAGUUGUUUAGUAUACUAGGAGCAAGGUGAGGAAAACAAAGUCAUAGUGGAUGUGUCCACGGACAACGACAAUUCCGAUCCUGUUUUACAGUGUAUGGUUUAUUUAUUUCUCUAUUUGAAAUAUUCAGGGACUUUAGAUGGUUUCACCUGCAUAUUGGGUCACUGAAUAGGCUCACUGCUGCCUGUAGGAUCUGAAAUGUGUAAGAUAGUUGUGUUCAGAGCCUCCAAACUUACUGUUCGUACAUAUUGUAUAUUUCCUACAUAUUUAUUGACUGAGAACAUUGAUGAUUUACAUUCUAGUGUCAUAUAUUGGCAAUGUCAGUUUUAAAAGUAUGCCCUUUAUUAAGGCUGACAUGACAAGUUAUAAUAUAUAGAUCAGGGGUGGGCAAUAUUUUUCACUGGGGGGCCACACUGAAAAUGCCAGAGAGCAUCGUGGGCCAGA